Messenger RNA from Aspergillus sclerotioniger CBS 115572, 1260 nucleotides. RefSeq lists its product as uncharacterized. The record is from RefSeq and is a predicted model, not a curated record. Bases 1 to 1260 code for a protein of 419 amino acids. NCBI's taxonomy places the organism in Eukaryota, Fungi, Ascomycota, Eurotiomycetes, Eurotiales, Aspergillaceae. The transcript is spliced from 4 exons. Gene Ontology annotation, molecular function: protein binding.
AUGCUCGAAGACUCGAAGCCCAUAUGUGUGGCUUCGAGCUGUCACAAUAGCGAUGAUAGACUCAGCUCAAUCACCAAUGUCCAAACCCCCAAUUUCCAAGAUCCAGAAAGCCCCAGAAAAGCCUCCCAUCCCAACUACUUUAAGGGUGCAGAAUGGUCGGCAGAUGGCACAACACUAUUGACAGAUUCUGCAGACCACCACAUCAGGACUUGGAUACUACCUCAAGAUCUGCUAGAAGAGAAGGGAUCACACCAGGAGCUAUUGCCAUACUCUGUCCUGCCUUCUGCAGAACCGACUUAUACGACUACCAUGUAUCCUUUCUUCUCUCUUCAGGACCCUUCGACCACCUUGUUUCUAUCUUCCAUACGAGAUCAUCCGAUAAGAUUGGCAUCGGCUCUGUCUCCGACCUCUGUGGCGACUUAUUCCUUGGUGAAUGCGAUGACAGAAGCGUUCAUAACGCCCCAUUCAAUGAUCUAUCCAUCCGUAUUGGGAGGGACUCAUUUUCUCACAGGAUCAGACAGCCUUAUUUGUCUUUUUGAUGUCUCUCGACCCGGAAACGACGGCCCUGUUACUUCCAUGCCUACGAUACCGAGUAAGCGCAAACAAGUGGUGGGUGGAGGCGUGGGUAUGAAAGGAAUCAUCUCUGCUAUGGCCAUGGAUCCGACGGGAGGUGGGAUUCUAGCUGCUGGCACCUUUACCAGGCAUGUUGGACUGUAUGGAUCACAUGGAACAGGGGAAUCCCUAGGCACAUUCAGCAUUGCCAAAACAGAGGCACACUGUCAUAUCGGCGGCCGUGGGAUCACCCAACUGUUGUGGACCCCCUGCGGAAGGUAUUUGUAUGUUGCUGAACGUAAGAGCGAUGGUGUCUUGAUAUAUGAUAUCAGAGUUACCGGACAAUUACUUGGGUGGCUCCAGGGUCGAAAGGCUUUGACAAACCAACGAAUGAAGAUCGAUGUCGUCCCUAGUGGCGACGGCGGGUCGCAUGAAAUCUGGGCUGGAGGAACUGAUGGAUGCAUGAGAGUGUGGGAGAACCCUGCGCACUCUGCUGGGGCACAAGAACCCAAGUGGGAAUGGAAAAUCCACGACGAGUCUGUGAGCAGUACUGUGUUGCACCCACUGGGAAAUAUAGCAGCAACCACAUCGGGUCAACGACAUCAUGACGACGGUGUCGCCAAUACAGGCUCGCUAACCACUCACGUCGACAAUAGCUUGAAGAUUUGGUAUAUGCCAUUCUUGAAUGCGAACAAUGUUAUCGACUGA